AUGGAACAUUUCACAUCUUUUUUGAACUUAUUUUCUUUUUCAAUCUUAUUGCUCGACAUCGAUCUGUCAAGGCCCCGUCGAAGUCGCUCCAGGAGUAUCAAUGGUUCUGGUGUGGCAUCGAAUCCUGGAAAUAACUUAUACAUAACCGGAUUAUCAACUAGGAUCACAAGCAGUGAUCUUGAGAAGUAUUUUAACAGUGAAGGGAAGGUUUUGGAGUGUCAUCUGGUAACAGAUCCUCACACCAGAGAAUCUCGUGGAUUUGCUUUUGUUACCGUGGAAACCACUGAGCAUGCUGACCGUUGCAUCAAGUAUUUGAAUUGUUCAGUGCUUGAAGGACGACUGAUCACCAUGGAAAAGGUACUGCUCCCAUCAAUGGAUUUUGAAGAGAAAUAUGGGGGGGGGGGGGGGGGGAAGUUUUUUCUUCAGAAAAAUGUUCCUUGAUGAGUUUUGCCAGCAGGUCUGGUAUGUGCAACUCCAUCGAAUUCACAAUCUAAGGUCUUAGCGGUUGAAUCUAUAUUCCUUCACGAACCACGACAUGAGUUAUGCAUCGACAUUUCAAUCUCAUCGAUUCAAAUUCAACAAUUUUGCAGAGGGUUACAUGCCCUAUACCCUUCUGCCCAUGGUUCUUGAAACUUGAUUUGGAUUUCUCAUGGAAGCAAAUUGUUAUGACAAUCACCCAUCCCUGCUGUUUCUUUCCUGGUUGUUUGUAUCUCCAUGUACUCAUAUUGUAACUUGUUUUUUCGCAAGUGAUGCAUUUACAGCGAGGAACAUGCUGAAAUAUUGUAAAAAAACUGCUGUAGGAUAUGAACCAUUUAUGUGAAAUCUCAAUUGAAUUCUGAUAAAAA
This is a messenger RNA of Populus nigra (black poplar), 845 nucleotides long. RefSeq names its product serine/arginine-rich splicing factor SR45a-like. The transcript has 4 exons. Gene Ontology annotation, cellular component: spliceosomal complex. Lineage: Eukaryota; Viridiplantae; Streptophyta; Magnoliopsida; Malpighiales; Salicaceae. Gene Ontology annotation, molecular function: RNA binding. Gene Ontology annotation, biological process: positive regulation of mRNA splicing, via spliceosome. Bases 1 to 441 code for a protein of 146 amino acids. The record is from RefSeq and is a predicted model, not a curated record.